Aspergillus welwitschiae is the source of this 1619-nucleotide messenger RNA. RefSeq lists its product as uncharacterized. Lineage: Eukaryota; Fungi; Ascomycota; Eurotiomycetes; Eurotiales; Aspergillaceae. The transcript has a single exon. The record is from RefSeq and is a predicted model, not a curated record. Bases 234 to 1460 code for a protein of 408 amino acids.
CCAAGGGAUUAAAGUAGGGGAAAAAUAUUAAUCUCGGCCCUGGCCAGCAUUUGGACGUUGAGCGCUAAGCCGGGACGAUAGGGGAAUGAAUAGAACGAGUACGAAGAGAAGGAUAGGGGCCCUCGGUCGAAACUCAACCAAGUGAAAGUCCCUCUUAAGUUGCCGAAACAACAACAUACAUCCUCCACACAAUUUAGUCGUCACUGAUUUGAUACUUGUUCCUCAUCGCAAUAAUGGACGCCCUAAACGAAAUUCCCUACGAGCUCCUAUCCAUUAUUAAUUCAUAUGCAGCGGACUGGGUUGGAUUUGAAAGCCUUUUGGAAGUCUCUCCACAGUUAAAGGAGCUUUUCAAUGGUGACUCAGACACCAAGGCGGAUCUUGAAGCCGUACGCCUGGUGGAAACGAUCCUUCAGCAGAACCCAGUUAUGCGCUAUGAGUUGCAUUCCCUGUUUCGGAUGGUUCUAAAACUUCGCCAGCCUUCCUUAGUAAAAGUUACUCUUGCUGAAUUCAUGGCUCAGGAUCAUUCUUCGUCGUUGAUGGUCUCCUUUCCUUCGAUCUCCCGAGCCAUGCUCAAGGAGCUGGUGAGCAUUGCGGCCAAUAUCCAAAGGCUUGCAUGUGCCUGUUUGACCACAUUUCUUCAUCGUGUUCGAAAGGUCCAGCCACGAUGCUGGGAUAAGGUUAAAGAAGAAGGCACUGAACCAUAUCAGCCGCGUGAGGCUGGCCCUUCAUCAUGGAUCGAGGAGUACCGAGUCUAUCGUGCGCUUUGGCAUCUGCAACUCUAUUCCGAUCUCUCUAUAGCUGGCCAGCGAUUGGACUGGCCUCAAUGUGAUCUCGAGGACUGGUGGUUUGGACAGAUGAAAUGGGAUCAAGUACCCGUUGUGCUUGGAGAAGAAGUCCGUACGAUUUCGGAAUGCCUAGAGAUUUUGGUUAGAUUUCGUCCUGUCGUCCGCUCUACAAAGGCUAUGGCGACGAAGCGUUACAACGAGAAGCACGUCUUCGACGUACGACUCAUAUCUCAGCUGCCGAAUGCACGGCAACUGCGGCAUGAAUUCGAUAUCUGGGGCCCUCCAUCUCCCCCAAAAAUCGCCGACGCUGAGGAUGGUUUCCCCAUGGACAUUUGGGGCCAGGGGAUUACAUCGAUCCACAGUAACCGCAUGGCCAGUAUCUUCCGAGUCUGCCAGCUUCGGACCAGUACCCAUCCCGCUAGGCAUCAAGUCUGCCAAAUUCAGGACUCCUGUCCUUGGCGGGGACUAGGUAUGACAAUCUGGGACCUCUGGCGUUGUUACUGUUUGGGACUAUACUCAGCUAGAUUUCCCCGUGGGAGGCACCCUGGUCCUAUUCCAGCCCCUGACGGAACAGCAGUUUUUGGGGGCUAUUCUCCUGUUGACUGUGGUUUCGAAAUCGAUUAUCGGAUUUCUGUUUUUAUCCAUGCGCGGAUGCAGAUGGAGGAUCAGGACUGAAAGGGUUUUUGUAUCAGGUUAAAGGACUACAUUAGUGGGUUAACUUUCAUAUUCUACUUUGUGAACCUCAAAGGCGCCCAUCUAUAUCUGUCUGCCGUUCUACUGUCUAGCUAGCCGUGUGUACAAUCAGGUACUGAAUUGGAACAUCAUGUGGUACCA